AUGGAUUUCUUAUUGAACAAACAUAGCAUACAUGAUGACUUGAUAUGUGCACAAGAAAGAGUACCCAUUCAAAUUGAUAAGCCAUUGGAAUCUAAUGAAAAACCACCAAUAGGAUAUAAGGAGGUUGAAGGUGAAUGGAAUCAACAACAUCAUCAAGCAGAAUCCACUAUAAUGCAGCCAGAUCUUUUAGGCAUUACUAAACUGUUAAGAAUGGUUGAACCUGAGCAAAACCCAGGAAACAAACUAGAUUAUACAAAUAAUGGAAAAGUCAUUAUUAGUAAACUCAACCCUAACAUGCCUGAGUUUACAUCCAAGAAAACAUCAUUAGUUAAUUCUGACCAACUUCUGAUUAAGACUGAUCAAAACUGUGAUAUUAGUAAUAAUGUAGACUUAAGUAAACUCAAUGAUGAAGAAAAGAAAAAAUUGCAAAAGAAACUAAUAUCUAAAAUAGGAACCACACAAACCACUUGUGAGAAAACUAGACGGGUACGCAAUGCUGCUAUUGCGGGGAUAUUAAAACUAAGCACACAACCAACUGCAAAUGUGAAACUUAUGACACCAGAUGAGUUUAUGAAAAAUGAAAAUACUGAUAGCACUGACACACCUACUAAAGAGGUUAUCAAAAAAUCUGUUGAUAUAGUCGAUAAGUGGCUCAAUGGAGCACCGGAAACGACAAAGAAAACUUUGUAUUUAGGACCCAUAAUAUUUAGCAAAAAAUCAAAGUCGACUGAAAGCAAUAUGUCAAUCAAUACGGUCUCUAGUGAGGAAUUGAAAGUCAACAAUUUCUCUCCUACUAACAUAGCAAAUGAACUAACUGAAAAAUAUACAAAAAGAAUAAAGCAGAAGGAGGAUGCAUCUAUGGACAUAUGGUCCAAACUAGAAAGGGACCUAAAGGCGAAAGACGAAGAAAUUAAAAAAAAGUCAUCCAAUAGCUUGUUAUGA
Pieris macdunnoughi is the source of this 942-nucleotide messenger RNA. The record is from the annotation of a GenBank genome assembly. Lineage: Eukaryota; Metazoa; Arthropoda; Insecta; Lepidoptera; Pieridae.